GUUGUCUAGUCCACAGUCCUGAAUGUUGCUGCACUCAGAGGUGAACUCCAGACUCUUACCCUGGAAAUGCUCCUGCUCAAACACAGUAACCUGAGCAGGAUUGACAAACAGAGGCACCAAGGAGGAAAGAGACAGGUUUGUUUCUCUCCCAGUAAUCCCUCUCCUUUGGGCGCCAGGGUAUAAAAGGAAGAGGCGUACUCGAGCCGCACACACUCUGAGUGAGGCUCGACGCAGGCAUCGCACACACAGACAGUAAUCAUGUCCAGUGGAGAUAAGUCAAAGAGUUCUUCCCAGACUGAUGGGAAGGCCACUCAAGGCAAGAAAUCAGAUAUAGGAACGAUUUCCUAUAAGAUGUUGGUGUUCGACCAGGAGAACUUCCAGGGCCGCAUGAUCGAGAUCAGCAACGAGUGCAUGAAUGUGUGUGAGCUUGGCAUGGACCGUGUGCGCUCACUGAAAGUUGAAAGUGGACCCUUUGUGGGUUUUGAGCAGAUGAACCUCUGUGGAGAAAUGUACAUCCUGGAAAAGGGAGAGUAUCCUCGCUGGGAUUCCUGGAGCAACUCCCAGAAGAACGACUACCUGCUGUCCUUCAGGCCCGUCAGAAUGGACCCCGAGAAGCACAAGAUCUGUCUGUACGAGGUUGGUGAGUUUAAGGGUCGCAAAAUGGAGAUCAUGGAUGAUGAUGUUCCCAGCCUGUUCUCCUACGGCUUCACUGACAGAGUGGGCAGCAUCAUCGUCAGCUGUGGAACCUUUGUGGGAUACCAGUUCCCUGGUUACCGUGGCAGCCAGUACCUUUUGGAAAAGGGCGACUUCAGGCACUUCAAUGAGUUCGGCGCCCGCAGUCCUCAGUUGCAGUCCGUGAGGCGUAUCCGUGACAUGCAGUGGCACCAACAGGGUUGCUACACCUUGGCUAGCAAGUGAGGCUCAGGGAAGGAGAGAAAGAGAAAGAGCGGAAGUGAGGGAGAGGGGCGGAGGAAGAGGGAAAGGGGAAGAGAUGUCUGAGGUUUUACCUCAGUACUUUUAAUGCUCUGUGAUCUAAGGCAGUGAAGGGAAGGGUGAGGAUCUAGAUCUGCCCCUGAUUAGAGACAACACCUCACUGGAAGGACCACCCGGACCAACCUCCAUUCCUCUCUGUCUCUAUUUUUCUCUUUCUCCCCUAUGGGCUGAGUUUUACUUUCCUCCCUUUACUCCUUUUUUUAAAGUCCCUCACAUCAUUCCCCUCACAGUCCUCUGAACCCCAGAGAGGGAUCACAACCCCUCUGGUUGUUUUACAUACUCGAUUCUCGGCUCAGGGUUUGAUGCAUCAUGGGAAACUGAUUCCCUAGAGCUCCCUGCCCCCUGACUUCUAGCCCCUGUGCUUUGCACAUCCUCUGCUGUACAGAAUCCUGGCCAAGUUUUCAAUAAAAAGGAAAAUCUUGAUUUCAAAUAUGUUUUUGUUUUUAUUACGAGCAGCACAGACAGAUGAAAUAAUACAUCUGUGAGAUUGAUCCGUUUUUAUUGAUUGGAUGGAUUGGCACCGAAUAGAGUUUCAUGUUUAACCUGAAAAGUUUUGAGAAAAUUUUGUGGGCAGGAAUUUUUAUUGUGUGAAACCUAUAUUUGUAGUUUUUCUAUGUGAAUGUAUGAAAAUACUUUAACCAACAUCAGACAUGAUUGCAUUGUUUUUAGAUC
This is a messenger RNA of Cheilinus undulatus (humphead wrasse), 1665 nucleotides long. RefSeq names its product crystallin, beta B1, like 1 (gene crybb1l1). Gene Ontology annotation, biological process: visual perception; lens development in camera-type eye. Gene Ontology annotation, molecular function: structural constituent of eye lens. The coding region runs from base 259 to 918 and encodes 219 amino acids. Lineage: Eukaryota; Metazoa; Chordata; Actinopteri; Labriformes; Labridae. The record is from RefSeq and is a predicted model, not a curated record. The transcript has 7 exons.